AUGGAUACUCAAUUCAUUGGUGACCCGUAUCCCCAGCCACAGACCGCUGAGCGAUGUCUACGCGUACCGGUUCAAUAUGGUACAUCCAUGGCAGAGACACCGGAUCGUUGGGACUACGUGAUUGUGUUUCCAAACCCGCCCAAGCGCGUCAUCGAGGUGAGUGAUGAGCGUGAUACGAUUAUCAAGCGUCUACGUGGUGCGGGGCUGCGACUGCGUCUGUUUUACUCAACCGGAAAGAAGCUCGUGUUUUGCAAGAUUCGCGCGCCAGAAGAGCUCAUGCGUCGCGAUGCCGAGCUCCUUAAUAUGCACUUGCAGCUCGAUUCGACGGAGCUGCGUCGCGCUUCAUUCAACGGCAUUCCAGAGUACAGCAUUGCCCCCUUUCCAAUCCGAGACGUGAAACAAACGUACCGCUACUCACCAUUUGACUAUAUUUAUGCACCUUAUUUUCAAGCCCGAGACUUGCAGCACUUUUACGCCAGGAAGGGUCCAAAUGGCUCGCUCUUCUCCAGCACCGACCGUAUUAGACUCAUUGAGCAUAUCAUCACCAACCACCAAACAGGUGCUGGACAAGACCUUGACCGUCUGAUUUAUGAGGGGAUUAUCGUAGAGACCUAUCCGUUGCAUGAAGAGCAGGAAAAGAAGGAACUCCAAGAGCGCUGGAUUGUGUGGAAUACGUCUCCUAUGAACCAGCCCUUUGAUCAAAUUUGUCAGUACUUUGGCGUCAAGGUGGCGCUCUAUUUUUUGUAUCUAGGGCACUACACCAAAUGGCUCUUGUACCCAACCCUGGUGGGCAUCGUCACGGGCAUUGUAAGCUAUUCCGUUCCACACGACGACUACAAUACUGUGUUCGCCUACAUCUCGCCACUCUUUGGAGCUUUUAUGACUAUAUGGAUGACCAUCUACCUCGAAAACUGGAAGCGGGUUAACUCACGAGAGACGCUUCGUUGGGGCACUGCACACUUUUCGGAAACAGUGAGCCUUCGACCGCAAUUUUACGGUGAGCGUAUUCCCUCGCCCAUAAACGGCAAGUCAACACGGUAUUUUCCCCCUCGUGAAAAGCUUAAACGAGUAGCAUAUAGCUGGGUUGUGAUCUCCUUCCUCAUCUUGAUCGUGUUUGUUAUCGUGUCCUCAAUUUUCAUGCUAACGUACGAUCUCACUAAGGGUAACGACUCGGACAAGCUUGUGUUGGAUGACUACAAGUACGGCUCAAUUGUGUCGUCCCUCGCAAACGUUGUCCAGAUCACCAUCAUGACUAAGAUCUACAAUUACGUAUCAAUCAUGCUUGUGGAUCAGGAGAAUCAUCGCACGGAUAUGGAGUAUGAAAAUAGUCUUAUCGUCAAGACUGUGAUUUUCCAAUUUGUAAACAAUUACGCGGGUCUUUUCUACGUAGCAUUCUUAAAGGAAGGAUUUGAAGGUUGUGACGUGAGUUGCAUGCACGAACUUGAGUACAUGCUUGCUAUCGUGUUUUGCUCCCGGCUGUUUGUGGGCAACAUCACUGAGGUAGCUAUUCCGCGCUUGUUCGUGUACUUUAGCAAAUAUCAGCUGCUAGGUCACUUGGAUGAGUGCAAACAGUCUGAUGCCGAACGCGAACUUUUCAUGGCGCAGUAUGAUUGGCAUGGCACCUUUGACGACUAUACUGAGAUGGCGCUUCAAUUUGGCUUCACAACUAUGUUCGUUGUGGCGUUUCCGUUUGCGCCUUUGCUCUCGUAUGUGAACAACUACUUUGAGAUCCGCUUGGAUGCGUACCGUCUCCUUUUUGAGUCACGACGUCCUCGUCCGCGUAACGUGCGCAGCAUGGGUUAUUGGUACCUGGUGCUGCAAGCUUUUGCAGCUAUCUCAGUGUGCACGAACGGUGCCGUUGUCAUCUUUACAGGCGAUUUCUUUAAUCAUCUCGAAGCAUCCACUCGGGUGUGGAUGCUCUCAAUAUUCGUUGGUGGCAUGUUCCUCUUCAAGUACUUUCUUGAGGUCUGCAUCGACGACGUGCCUGAAGAUGUGACGGUGCAGAAAUACCGUCAAGAGUUCCUCAUUAGCAAGUGUCUGUAUCACAUGCCUGACGAUGAUGUCACUUGUCCAAUCGGUGACGACUGCAAUGUCCCGGAGAAUAUGCUUACCAUUGACGAAGAAGACUUUUGA
Messenger RNA from Peronospora belbahrii, 2133 nucleotides. The record is from the annotation of a GenBank genome assembly. NCBI's taxonomy places the organism in Eukaryota, Oomycota, Peronosporomycetes, Peronosporales, Peronosporaceae.